AUGGCUUUGCCUCCACAGGUGUGUGCCCAGCUGUGUCGGAGGCCAUGCUACUGCCCCUGGGUGCCACCCCGCUGCCCCCGCGGGUCCCCCCUGGUCCUGGACGGCUGCGGCUGCUGCAAGAUCUGUGCCCGGCGCCUGGGAGAGCCCUGCGACUUCCUCCACGUCUGUGACCAGAGCCAAGGCCUCGUCUGUGACUACAGCACGGUGCCCGUGGGGACAGGAGCCACCUGCAACUACAGCGAGGAAGGCUGCGAGGUGAACGGCCGGGUCUAUCGAGACGGGGAGGUUUUCCAGCCCAGCUGCAAACUCCAGUGCCGCUGCCUGGAUGGGGGCUUCACUUGCAUCCCGCUCUGCCAGGAGACCGUCCGGCUGCCCACCCCGGACUGCCCCUACCCACGACGUGUGGAGGUCCCAGGGAAGUGCUGCCCUGAGUGGAUCUGUGAAACCCGGGACCAGCACCUCCUCCGGGAUGCUGGGGCAGGUAAGAUGCAGGACGUACCAGUGAGGGGAUCGUCCCCACCGCUGCCGUACCCCUGCCAGGAGUGGGGCAUGGAGUGGAGCGCCUGCUCGGUCACCUGUGGCGUGGGCUUCUCUACCCGCGUCUCCAACCAGAACCGCUACUGCCGGCUGGAGACUGAGAGGCGGCUCUGCAUGGCCAGACCCUGCCCGGCUCUGCCGGCAGCAUCCCCGGCG
Cariama cristata (Red-legged seriema) is the source of this 693-nucleotide messenger RNA. RefSeq names its product WNT1 inducible signaling pathway protein 2 (gene CCN5). Gene Ontology annotation, molecular function: integrin binding; heparin binding. The annotation marks the transcript as partial. The transcript is spliced from 3 exons. NCBI's taxonomy places the organism in Eukaryota, Metazoa, Chordata, Aves, Cariamiformes, Cariamidae. Gene Ontology annotation, biological process: signal transduction; cell adhesion. Gene Ontology annotation, cellular component: extracellular region; extracellular matrix. The record is from RefSeq and is a predicted model, not a curated record.